Dendronephthya gigantea is the source of this 1830-nucleotide messenger RNA. RefSeq lists its product as uncharacterized. Bases 109 to 1554 code for a protein of 481 amino acids. The record is from RefSeq and is a predicted model, not a curated record. Gene Ontology annotation, molecular function: Hsp70 protein binding. NCBI's taxonomy places the organism in Eukaryota, Metazoa, Cnidaria, Anthozoa, Malacalcyonacea, Nephtheidae. The transcript has 3 exons.
GGUAUCAUACGGCUCUUGAAGCACCAGAAGGAAUUGACAGAGCUUGAUGAAAAAGACAGAGAAAGAGCCGCACGAUUUACUUCAGCUAAGCUGACUACGAUCAAAUGUAUGCAACAAGUUCAAAUCCACCUUGUUAACGUAUUGAAGGAAGAACCAUUGCCAGGAAGCUCAGUCGACAGAUCGUGUCAUGUAGAAAAGGAAGAGAAUUCCUGGACACUGUAUAUUCAACACGAAUUUGGAGGCAGAAAGAACCACGCCAUCUUCGCGAAAGCUGUAAAUGAAAUCAUGGACAGAUGUUUAGAACAAACUGCCGAGUUAAGCGAUAUGCUCUCUUGCGACUCGCCUUCCCAGAUACCAGGAGUACUUAACGACCAUGACGUUGCGAUUGAUUAUAACGAAGAAAAUGAACAGUUUGGUCUUCCUGUGCCGGAUGUUUACCACUAUCUCAUUAUUCAAAAACCACUCUGUAAUUACGAGGAAGGAGCUCGGGUUGCCUAUGACGAGGACGAAGGUUGCGCUGGAAAUUGGAAAGAAAGCGAGCUAAAGGAGACAUCGAUUAGAUACAAGUUCGUAAAGAUCAACAGUCGUGCCAAUGCUAUUGACAAAGAUGCCAAUGAAUUCGACUUCAAAGCUCGGUACAAAAUUGAUCUCGGCAGCAAAACUGACUAUAAAAUAGUGAGUGUCCUUGAUCUUUAUAGUUACAAACAGAACGAGAUGGGAAGUCUCGUUCCAGACGAUGAAGAUGACGAAAAAGUAAAAGUGGAUGUUUUGGUAGAAAAAUCUAAAAUCACUCGGGCACUUAAACUUGCCAAGAACAACUUGGACUCAUUAACACAGCGAGAAAAGGUGAUAAGGCGUCUUUUCCUACAUUGGCUUCGUUGUAAGGACUCUGAAACUGCAGAUGAGAUAACCAAAUUCAUAGAAAAUGAAGUCACAAGGCUGAAGAUUCUGUGUCUGGAAGAAACGCGAGCCUUUUCAAGUUACUGGAGAAGUUAUGGCAAACGUGAGAGGACGACAUAUAGAAGCUACAAUCGUUGGACGUCGGUAUGCGACAGUCCUGGCGGUUACCAUGACAGCGGCAGUAAUCGCGGUUACCAUGACAGCGGCAGUCAUGGUGGUCAUUAUGAUCCUUGGGAUUACGUAAGCCCCGAUGCAAAGGAAGCAGAACGAUGGAUCAAGCAAUCGCAAGCAGAUUUGAAUGUCGCCACGUGGUUGCUCGACAAAUCCUUUUCACAAGUAUGUUAUAUGAGCCAGCAAUGUGUGGAGAAAGUUUUGAAAGGUGUUCUGUACGCCAAGUGUGGAAUACCACGAGUGGAAUUACGUACCCACCAUAUAUACCGGCUUGUAAAUGUAUGCCGUGGCCUCGACGAAGCCCCAAGCGAAGCCCUGGAUCGAGCUAGUAGCGUUGGAGGUUACUACCUUCCAACACGUUAUCCUGACAAUCAACCGCAGUAUCGAGUUCCCGCUGAAGAAUACACCGAGGAACAAGCCAAGCAAGCGUUAGAUGUUGCUGUAACAAUUUUUGCAGUUCUUGAAAAAUUUGCCUUCAACUAAGCGAAGAUUGGACAGAUUUAAUCCGCUGUCGUUUAGGAAUAGUUCAUAUUAUUUGUUAGGUUAAAAGACAAUGCAAACACUCUUUGCAAUGCAGUUAAAGGUGGCCUCUAGUGGUCAUGCUAAUAAUGAUCAUAAUAUGACCAUCUUUUCUGUUCUGGUGUUAUGCAAAGUUUUGCAUUUCAAUAUUAUUCUUCCAUCUUUUUUUACUGUAUUGUUAUUAUGAUGAACAUAUACAUCAAUAUUAUAGAGAUGUUACUCGAUAAGCAUUUUGAUUGU